AUGAUUAUUGGUUCUAUGAACAUUAGGGGAGGGGGUAAUUCUUUAAAGAGAAGGAGGGUGAAUACUAUCAUUAAAAAAGGGAAAGCGGAUAUUUUUUUGAUUCAAGAAACGAAGAUUAAAGAAUUUAAGGACUUUUUUGCAAAGAGUUUUUGGAGCGAACAAGACAUCGGUUAUUCUUAUUCUAAUGCUUUGGGAGCUUCGGGGGGUUUGUUAAUUCUUUGGAAGGAAGGAAAGGUGGAGGUGGAUAGUAGUUUUAGAGGGGACGGUUAUCUUGGCGUCAAGGUGAAGUGGGAAAAUCAUUGGUACUAUGUUUGUAAUGUUUAUUCUUCUUGUUCUUCGGAAAAAAAGAAAAGGUUGUGGGAGGUGUUGGGGAGUUUAAAGGAGAAAUACAAAGAUGGGGAGUGGAUCAUUGGAGGGGAUUUCAAUGCGGUAAAAAAUAGAAGAGAAAGAAAGGGUUCUACGGCUUCGGCUAACCUAGGUGAGAUGAAUCUCUUUGCGGAUUUUAUCCAUAAGUCUUCUUUGGUGGAUAUUCCGUGUAAGGGUAAGAAAUUUUACGUGGUAUAG
Molecule: messenger RNA, 564 nt
Organism: Vicia villosa (hairy vetch)
Lineage: Eukaryota; Viridiplantae; Streptophyta; Magnoliopsida; Fabales; Fabaceae
Exons: 1
Coding region: 1-564 (187 amino acids)
Biological process (GO): base-excision repair
Cellular component (GO): nucleus
Molecular function (GO): endonuclease activity; phosphoric diester hydrolase activity; double-stranded DNA 3'-5' DNA exonuclease activity
Source: RefSeq, a predicted model, not a curated record